Suncus etruscus (white-toothed pygmy shrew) is the source of this 905-nucleotide messenger RNA. It is a transcript of the gene MXD4, whose product is annotated as MAX dimerization protein 4. Lineage: Eukaryota; Metazoa; Chordata; Mammalia; Eulipotyphla; Soricidae. Bases 122 to 730 code for a protein of 202 amino acids. Gene Ontology annotation, biological process: regulation of transcription by RNA polymerase II. Gene Ontology annotation, molecular function: DNA-binding transcription factor activity, RNA polymerase II-specific; protein dimerization activity; RNA polymerase II cis-regulatory region sequence-specific DNA binding. The transcript is spliced from 6 exons. The record is from RefSeq and is a predicted model, not a curated record.
GGCCGCGACUCCGCCGGGCCGGGCAGGGCAGCGGUGGCGCCGGGCGUGCGGGGCGUGCGGCGAGCGAAGCCGGCCGGAGCGGGCCAGGCAGCGGCCGCCGCCGUCCCGGCGCGCGGGGACGAUGGAGCUGAACUCGCUGCUGCUGCUGCUGGAGGCCGCCGAGUACCUGGAGCGCAGGGACCGAGAGGCCGAGCACGGCUACGCCUCGGUGCUGCCCUUGGACGGCGACUACGCCCGGAAGAAAACAAAGGCGGCCGGCCUGGUGCGCAAGGCCCCGAACAACAGGUCUUCGCACAACGAGCUGGAGAAGCACAGACGGGCCAAGCUUAGGCUCUAUCUGGAGCAGCUGAAGCAGCUGGUGCCACUCGGGCCGGACAGCACCCGCCACACCACACUGAGCCUCCUGAAACGCGCCAAGACCCACAUCAAGAAACUGGAGGAGCAGGACCGCUGGGCGCUGAGCAUGAAAGAGCAGCUUCGGCGAGAGCAUCGUUUCCUGAAACGACGCCUGGAGCAGCUGUCGCUGGGCAGCCUGGAGCGCAUCCGCACUGAUAGCACCGGCUCCGCCUUAUCCACCGACUCUGAGCAAGAGGUGGAUGUGGAGGGCAUGGAGUUCGGUCCCGGUGAGCUGGACAGUGCUGGCAGCAGCAGCGAUGCCGACGACCAGGACAGCCUACAGGGCGGAGGCUGCAGCAGCAAUUACGGGCCACCCAGCCGGCAUCUGUCAUAGGCCUGGCACCAACCCUGUCGCCUGCCAACAGCCCUGGGCUCACUGCUGGGCUAUUCUAGGACCACUGUGCCACCUGCACCCCUGUCCCAGGGACCCCUCAGCUGGCGGAACCCCCUGAGGCCUGCCCCAGAUUCUUAAGCAUUUUGGAAGUAUUAAAAGUCAUUGCUGCACCCGG